GUGGGCGUGCACAGACAGGAGAGAGCAACAGGCACCGAGGAAGGAGGUGCGCUGCCGGAAGCUCGCUCGUGAUGCAGAGAAAUGUGCGAUGACAGCUGGCCCGGUACAAGGGGAUAACUUGGAGCUGGGAUCGGGGUUCACUGCUGCUUCUCUUUUUAGAAAUGGAUGAAAUCAAGUUGAAAUUCAAGCAUAUAACUCCUGUAACUUUGCAUAUUGGUGCAGAGAUUGCCUCCUCUUGCUUUUACACAUCCACUGCUGAGAGCUUUGAUGCCAGGAUUGCCAAUCUUGUGGAAGUAUUUCUAUUGGAGAUUUAUAGGUGUAAAUUGUGCCAGUUUACCAGCAGCCUAAAAACCAAAAUCUGCCAUCAUGUGUUGGAUGUUCACCAGCUAGAUCAAACGCCUCUUAUCCCGGAAAGCACAGACCAAGAAGAAAAUGAUUCCUUUAGCAUUGGGGAGGAAAUGGCACAGGAAAACAAAGAAAACGAAGAAAACCUUGAAAAAAUGCCUUUCCUGUAUAGGAUGCUAAACACAAUGAGCCCCGCAUCAUGUGAUAUGAGCCUCGGGGACCAAAGUGCUAACACAAAUCUAGCCAGUGCAAGUGAAGUCAAUUCAUUAUUUGAAGGAGAACAGUCCGACUUCCAGCUGGACGAGUCUGUUCCCAGUGACUCGGUUCCUCCAUCGAGUAGUGCGAAUUCACCCAAAAUCAAAGAUGAAGACGAUGCACAGUGUGAGCACCUCUUAUCUCUUGGUCUUUAUCGGAUAUCUAGCUUACGGCCCAUUCCUUCAUCAGCAGAGGUAAAGGUCUCCAAAAGCAGCACGGCUGAUGAAUGCGUCAGGAUAGAAAGCGGGCAUACGAAAGAAGCGGAUCUACCAUCGCAGAUUGGUGGGCAGGUCAGUGAGGAUGAGGCUAAGAAACCAAACUACGUAUGUUGUUCUUGUCAGCUUCAACUGGAAACAAAAGACACUUACAAAAUACAUAUGCAGUGCCACAAACCUGGUGGUGGCUUCAAGUGUGUGCAUUGUGGCUGUCUCCUGACUGAAUGGAGUCUGAUGGACAAACACAUCCAAAGCCACCAUCUAGUAAGAAAGAGCUAUCAGUGUCAGGUGUGUGAGAGAAGGUUCAUGACGCAGAGUGCAUGGAAAAGCCACAUGAAAGGACAUGACAAGAAGAGUGAAGUGUUCCUGUGCACCAAAUGUCCUUUAUCAUUUGACAGUGACAAUGUCCGAAACUUGCACGUCGCUUGCCAUCAUGAUGACAUCUUCAAAUGUUGCCAUUGUGGACUAGUGGAGCCUGAAUGGAAUAAGGUCUAUGAACAUUUGGGUAAUCAUGAUGACACGUUGAAGACAUUCAUAUGUAGCACAUGCAACCAAAGAUUCUUUAAAGAAGUGCAGCUGAAGGCCCACUCAUCAAAGCACAGAAAACAUCGACUUUUCCAGUGUUCGUUAUGUGAUCAAAGAUUCAAGAGCAUUCGUCAAAUGAACAGACACAAGAAACGGUUUCAUCAUAAAGAAAAUAAUGGAGAUUGUAACAAUGGGAAGGUGAAAUCGGGAAGCCACAACAGCACAUUUGUUCCAGAGAAAUCAGUCAAUCCACAAAUCAUUCCCAAACGAGAAUUUGCCUGUGACAUCUGUGAAAGGAAGUGUUCAUCUAAAUUGGCUCUGCAGCGACACAUGGGAGUGCAUGCUGGAGAAAAACCAUUUGAAUGCCAGCACUGUGAAUAUAAAACCAGGCUGAAAGCUUCCCUGACGCAGCACAUGAGAAUUCACACGGGUGAAAAGCCUUUUAAAUGUGAGUUAUGUACUUAUGCCUCUAUAGAUUGCAGUUCUCUGCGUAGACACAUCAGGACUCACACACACGAGAAGCCUUACAAGUGCCCACACUGUUCUUAUAGCUGUAUUCAGAAGAAAAGUCUUGACUUGCACAUACGUCGCCACCACACCAGGGAGAUGUUCAAGUGUAGCUAUUGCCAGUAUUCUUCUCCAGACAAGCAGUUACUUCAUAAGCACACAAAGAAACAUCAUCUUAAUGAAAAUUCACAGCCUUUAGACUCCGCUUCCUAGAAGAUGACAUAUGGCCAGCAAAUGAUCAUUACAUGAACUUACUUGAACUACAUCAUGUUUUAGUCAACAGGGUUAUAAAUAUGUCCUCUGGAUUGAGCAGCACUGUAUAAUGAGUCUUGCUUGCUUUUCCUGUAGGAUAGAAUCAUGCAUAUUGGCUGUUUUUGCUCAGUUUCAGCUUGAGAUGCAAAACUAAUUGAAGCCUUGACUGUUAAUUUUUUUUUUAUUAUUAAUUAAGCAAACAGAUCUUUAUAAUUAAAUUAAUUGGUGUACACAUUUAGAGUUCCAGCAUUUCUUAGCAAUGCAAAAAUUUGACAUUAAAUUGUAGAAAGUGGUUUAAUAGUCUUAUGACAUGGAUCAAGAUACAUACAGCACAUGCAAAUGUUUCCUAUUUUGUUAUAUUAAAUUAAAGGCCAAAAUAACAUUUUGUGCUUUUGGUAACCUUGCAAACGAACAUGGGGAUUAGCAACCAUCUGGUAUCUCAGGUAGCUAGAGAGAGAUUUGUUUGCAGAUUUUUCUCUUUGUCAUUAGAUUGCAUCCAAGGGUCAGCUUGCCCAGUCUUCCUAUUUGUACUUUUCAAAAAUUGCUAAAUGUAGUAUGUUCAGAAAUUACAGUAAAUGUAGUAUGACCAACAAUCACA
Rana temporaria (common frog) is the source of this 2697-nucleotide messenger RNA. Its product is annotated as oocyte zinc finger protein XlCOF6-like. The transcript has 7 exons. Gene Ontology annotation, biological process: regulation of transcription by RNA polymerase II. Gene Ontology annotation, cellular component: nucleus. The record is from RefSeq and is a predicted model, not a curated record. Lineage: Eukaryota; Metazoa; Chordata; Amphibia; Anura; Ranidae. The coding region runs from base 162 to 2060 and encodes 632 amino acids. Gene Ontology annotation, molecular function: RNA polymerase II cis-regulatory region sequence-specific DNA binding; DNA-binding transcription factor activity, RNA polymerase II-specific.